GCUUGGGGCUGCUCACGAGCUCACUGCAGCCAAUGCAAUUGACAAAUCCAACUCUUUUAAAACUGCAGCAGUAUGUGGUAAGUCAAUUAUUCAUUCAUACUGGUUUACCUCCCUGGGAUUUUUAUUUUUCUCACUGCUUUCUUCACAUGACAGGUCUCUGUUGCUGGCACAAUUGCGCAAAAAAAGCCAUCAGUGUAAACGGUGUAAAGAUAAAGAGUAGGCUGGUUAACCCUGUAGCCUCACUGAAAACACCAUGACAUGAUGAAGCAACAGAGAUCUUUGAAGCACAGAGAUAUCUGCAGCAUUUUUUGUGUUUGAUUCUUUGCUGAUCUCAAAAAACAACAUGCCCCACGCUCGAAAUAGGAACCCUAGCCCCAUCCCAGAGGUAACAUGGGACACGGGAUUGAAAGAGAUGAACGAGACCUGGAAAGGAGCUAUAGCCUGUCUCGGGGUGGCCGUCUUCUUUGUCAUGACCAUCGGGAUCAUAUACUGGCAAGUGGUGGACCAGCCCAACAAGAACUGGAUCCUCAGGGGGACUUUUAGCGGACUGAUCUGGGAGAGAAGGACCCACUCGCUGGUCAUACAGACACUAACGGAGGACAAGACCUAUGUGGAGAUAGACGUCGGGAACGUGGGGAACCCAGACAUCGAGGUUCCUUUUGUAAGGAACCUGUGCUGGCUCAAUAAGACGGAGUUCUGCUACACGUGGGACUCUGUGGCCGAGGUGAAGAUCUCGCUGGAGGUGAAUGAGGAGACGGAGACGGAGUGCUACAGUAUGAGCUGGGCGCCGGUGCACUGUCAUGUGGAGCUAAAGGACUGCUUCUCCAUGACCAAUAUAUCCUGGUAUGGCGGAGCCAGCGUCCGGGGUCAGACCUGGCCCAUCAACGAUCAGAACGCCACCAUGCAGCCGUUCACUGUGAGCAACCUGAAGGACCAUCCUUCCAGCUUUGGCUCAGCCCUGGAGCGCUACUUCCUGGGCUCCUCAGGUGUAGCAGUGCUUGUGUCUCCGGAUAUUCCCCUGCAGCUGGGGGUGGACAGCAGACAGCAGUUCUGCCUGCAGUCACUGCCCAGUAUGGAGCGUUUGCCUCUGCAGUACUCUGUGUGUGUGGCCCGUGAUGUGAAAGCUGCUCACCAGGAAGCAGUGCAACAGCUCUCCCAGCACAGUAGGGAGCUGCCCAACAUGAAGGCACUGUGGCUGCCGUUCUGGAAGUUGCUUGCCAGUGUGGAUUCAGGGCCGAAGGUGGAGAGGGAGCUGAGGACCUUCUCUAACCGUCUGAGGAGACACCAGCUGGGGGAGGGAGUCAUCAGCCUUAAUGAACAUUCCACCACCCUCCUUUCUGAUAUGGACCAUGACUACCUCAACAGCAGGAGAAGGGGGAUGUCCAAGAGACUGACCAGGGACCUCCCACUUGUCAAGCUUCUUAACAUUUCCAUCACUCUGUCCCCUUUCCUGGCCGUGGACACCACACAGUUCCACUCCUCCCUCAUGGACGGCACCGAGGCCUACUGGCUGAGUCUGCCCUCAGCCCCCCAGGGACAGCUGGUCCCUGUGAUGAGUCAGUGGCGUGGGAAGUUCUGUGUAAAGCUGAACAUAACAAACCCUGGAGCGGUGAGCUGGUUCCUGGACAGGGUGGGAUCCCUGCAGGCCCACUUAGGGAUGGAGUACGUCAUACUGGAGGGGGGCGAAGGGAAUCUGUUUGAGGAGCAGGGACUGCGAUCGCCACAGGCUCUCAGUGGGGACAACUACAUCAGUCUGCUGGCCGAUGUGGCCACAAGGAUAGGAGACACCACCAUUGUGACAGCAGGGACACGGUCAAGCCACAAGCCUUUAUUUGUGAGGAUGACCCCCCUGCAGUCAGACUGGAGCUCAAUGGGUCUGAAGGGCAUCAUUCCCUCCCUGCUGCACCACACUCUGCUGGGAUACAACUUCCUCAUUCCUGAUGCAGUAGGUGGCUCUCUGUCUAGAGAGCUGGUCACAGAUGAGGAGUUGUUCAUCCGUUGGUUGGAGAUCGCAGCCUUCCUUCCUGUCAUCAGCUUUCAUACGCCACCCUGGGUUGUGGGAGAAGAUCGGUUGCUCAACUGGACUCGGGUCUACAUAGCAAAGCACCAGAGGGAUGUGGUACCGCUGAUAGAGAAGUAUGCAGAGGAGUGGCGAAUAACAGGAAACCCCAUCUACCGGCCGAUGUGGUGGCUCAGUCCAAAUGACCCCAUGACCUUCACCAUCGAUGACCAGUUCCUCAUCGGAGACGAGGUUUUGGUGGCUCCAGUGGUGGAGAAGGGUGCGGUGCAGAGGGAUAUCUAUUUACCUGAUGGAAGCUUUCAAUGGCAGGACAGCCAGAACGCCCAGGUGUUCGAUGGGGGGACGUUCCUACAGGACUACCCUGUGCCCCUGGAUGAGGUGGCUGUUUUCCUGCGGAGAAGCUGAGUCACAUGAGUCGCCUGACCUAUCCUGUUACCGUUUUGAAUCAAAUUCUUUUUGUGCUGUUCUCAACUUGCACUUUUCCACUAAAGACCAUUGACUUGAUCUCAAGGCUCUGUCUUGAGAUGAAAUGUAGAAAGAUUUUUUUAUACUUGCACUUUACAGUUCAAAAUGAUUUUUUUUCCCUUUGUGACUUUUUUUCAUUCUUUUUUUAAAAUAUGUUAAUUGGUUUUACCUCUUGGCUGAUUUGUUUCCGGAUGUUUUGAAUCUUUUCUGCUUUUGUUUGUGUGUAAGUUCUGGAGAAAUCUGUGCGUUUACAUACUGCAGUUUUAAAGUCUUUAAAUUCUGAUUUGCUGCUGGCUCUCUUGAUAAGGAGGAACAAAGCAAGCCCCUUGUUUGCUGAAAAAGAAUCUGAAUCUUUCAAGAAGACCAAAUGAAGAUAUAGAAGAAUGAUGGAAAAUUUUGGAACGAUUUUCUCGGGGGAAAUGCUUCAGGAGGAAAUUAGCUCACAGAAAGCUUCGUACCGAGGCCGACUCAGCGUGGUACUGUAUGUCUUGCUAACUCAUCAGAAGGGCUUUUACUUGAACUUAUCAGGCCUGUCGGCUGAUGUUUUAUGAAUGUACCUCAAGUCAUGGUUUUUCACUACUUUACUUAAUACAGUCAACAACCUUACCCCUUAGCACUUAUUCCUAGAGUAGGUUAACUUAUUUAUCAACAUACCACUUUGUUGGACACAUCUGAAUGUCCCUAAGUACUGUAGACCAGAAGAACUUGAGGCCAAGCCACUGUAAUUGUAAGUCUAGCUUUAUUUAAAUUAAGAUUAGCUAUUACCUUCGUACUAACCUGCUGUAUACUGGCUUAUAAAGAAGCUGCUCACUUUUUUAAUGUUGUUAGCGUGCUCUCAUCUUCAUGUGUGUCAAAUUCAGUUUGAAGGUUAGCCUGGUUGACGACACCGCAAUUGGUUGAUAUUUAAAAGCUAGUUUGACAUGACCUGUUCUUCAAGAGAAUAAGAUAAGAUGAUAGAUACCACUUUUAUUCCUUUAUAAGUAAUGUUGAGCUCCCUUUAAGCAGCUGGAUUAGCAUAGCGCUAGGCAAUCUUUCUGCUUUUAGACAUAGGCUAGGACUGUAAACAUUGGUUAACAGCUAGCAUGGUUAAUAGCCUUGUAAAGUACCUAUAAAUCGGUGAUAUCUUCAUUGUUUUACUGACAAAAAGUAUUAAAGUAACAUUUUUUAUGUUUAUGAUAUUUUCUCCAGUUUAAGUUUGAUGCAAAGUUUGCUAACCAUCUCCUAAGUAAUCUAACAGCCUAGCUUAAGACAUAAUGUAGCGAUGUAAAAGUGGUACCAAUUUUGUUAAAUAAGUCUUGCAAAAGCAAGUUACUCUUUGAUUGGAAGACAUGGUUUAAAGAGCUCUUCAGAGUACAAAUACACAUAAAUAAGAUGCUCAUCUAUUUCAGAACAGUCUGUUGCAGCUGUCUUGGACGUACCUGAUACGGCUGAAAGCAUUAGCCUGUAAAGUCACAAAGGUGCAGUGGUUACUAGCUCUGAAGUGUACAUUUAAUUUCUAUCCUACUGUUUAUACCUACAACUAGCUUACCAUGUGGACAGUCCUAAUUUUAAGCUGCUUUUGCUUGGCUAAUUUUUAUUUGACUUAACAUUUUAAGCAAAUGAUUUGUGAGAAUUAUUUUUAAUGGGAAAACUAAUUGAGAUGUAACUUUAUAUUUACAUUAGGGGAUGAAAAAAGUGUAUCCAUCUCUAUCCCAGAAUGCAUUGCUCUCUGUACAGUCAGUAUGCUAAUGGUGCUCUUUGUUAGUCCUGGCCAGCAGUGAUGAUACAGACUGACUCUUACCAUGCAGUGAAUGUUUUACCACUAAAUCAGUUGUGUAACUUUGAUCUAUUAAGUUUACUGUAUCAAGUCAAACACUCAGGUCUACUGAAGCUUAUCAAAUCACCAAAGUCUUAGCGCAACGUAUUAUGUUGCUUAACAUUGACGUCUUAAUCUCUCCUAGAACUGAAUGUACAACGGACAAACUGUGAUUUCCCAACCAAGCCCUCGGUGUGAGGAACUUCUCAAGUUCCCCAUCCAAUGCUUUUGAUGGAAUGCUGUGGUAUGUUCAUGUAUAAGUUGCAGGAAAGGCUUUUGAUGUGUUAUUCCUUCUCUCCAAGGACUGAUCAAACCAUGUGCCUUAAUAUGCCACUCUUAAGUCUAGACAGGACAAGUGUCUGGAUUAUUGCAGUAUCAGCAAUGUACAUAUUACGAUGACUGUGCCAUUACAAGUGUUUUCUAUUCUGUAAAUCAGAGAACUUAGAAUGAAAAAAGUUGCAAUAAAGUUUACAUUUUCUUACUUCACUA
This is a messenger RNA of Cheilinus undulatus (humphead wrasse), 4769 nucleotides long. RefSeq names its product SITS-binding protein. The record is from RefSeq and is a predicted model, not a curated record. NCBI's taxonomy places the organism in Eukaryota, Metazoa, Chordata, Actinopteri, Labriformes, Labridae. Bases 344 to 2425 code for a protein of 693 amino acids. The transcript has 10 exons.